AUGUCGUCGCAGAUAUCUGUUCUCACGAGCACGACAAGGCUAACCUGCCGCCGGGACUUCCCCGUUUGGUACGACGCUCUCUACGCCGAAGCCGACGCAGCAGACGUCUGGGAUCUCAUAGACCCAGACGACACUACGUCUCCGUCAGACCCAAGAGAGGACGAUGAAGAACUCUCGAUCGAAUCAUGGAUCACGCAGCAGAACGAAAAGCAGCGUAGAACCUAUGAUCGGAAGCGGAAAGCCUACGAUUCGAUUCUCCAGCAUAGGGCAGAAGCGAGUGACGAUACAGGGGAAGAACUCCAGGAGCCUGUAGCACAACCAACUCUCACGCAAAACACGCCCGGGAUCUUUGAAAGAUAUACGAACUACCUCGCUUCAAAAUCAGGCCGCGACGUUAAGGAAACGGUCGACAAGGACAUCCUCUACGCUGCGAGAUCGGAGAUCCUAGCGAACAACCAACGUUCACUCCGUGCUCUUAUUCAGUACCUUCGGAAACGCUACGCUCCAAGCGAAUCAAGCAGUCAAACUACAGUUCGCGAAGAGUACCUUCUCCUCCUGGAAAAGGCCAACACAAGCGUAAACCCCCAGACCUGGCUAAGAGACUUCCAUCGAGUACUGCUCCGCGCGCUUCGAUUCAGAAUACCGGAAAGCCAGGGAACGCUCGCUUCGAAAACUUUUCUUCGAGCGGUGGGACACCGUUUUGCCCCCUCCUGGGCGACCUCCGAGCUCACUGAAAUUGUCAAAAUGGAGCGCAAGGGGGACCGCAUCCCUACUGUAAGUGAAUACAGGGAUAUGCUGGAGGACUUGCUGUAUGAGGACACCCUAUACGACAAAAAUCGGGGUAAAACAAGCGGUGUGUACGCUACCCUUGCCGGUCGCCUGAGCGAAGCAAUCUCAGAUGGAAAAAGCGGUUCGAAAGGAAAAGGCAAAUCCGAAGCGUGCCCCUGCAACAAACCCCACAACGCAAACCCCCUGGAGUGCACCCGCGUGGAGUACGCCCUUACCGGGCGAAUCAAGCCUUCCCAGGACAAACUAUCGAGGGACGAGUGCAAGGAGAUUCGAAAGCGUAUCAAUCAGUCCGAGAACUAUGAUCUCCGAGCCGAAUUAGCUCGGAAAGGCUGGAUCUGGGCGACGGAACCUCCCAGCUUCCGAAACCCAGCGCCGCCUCGCAAUAGGUCGUCAGGAAAUACCGGCUCUAAAGCGAAAUCGCAGCAAGAGGAGAAUGAGUCAGAGGUGACACUGAAGAGAAAUAUCCACGCAGUAACGAUCAGCCGUGAACUUCUCCGGGAAAUUUCGGACGACUUCGACUCGGACUACGACCAACCAAGCGUAUUUGCAACCCCACUGACGGGACCCCAUGUUCUGUCACGAAGCACGGUUCUCGACAACUGCGGAGCUACGCACCUUGUUAACAACCUUGACUUGCUUGAAUCGUCUUCUAUUAAAACGUGCAUCGGCGACGAGAGAGUCGACUCAGGAACUGCUUCGUACCCAAUCCUAGCAAAGGGAACGUGGAUCUUGCCAAAAGCACUAAAUGGCCCUGAUGGAGACCUCACAGCAGACCUUACGCUCCAUAACGUUGGAUACGUAGAGAACUUUCACGUUAACAUCGUUUCGGAAGCACUCCUCCGAAAGACAGGCAUCUGGUACUCCGGAUUGGAUAACACACUUCGCCAGGGAACGUACAAAAACAGCGUGGUAGUCAAGCAUCUUGUUAGGAAGAUGAACAUUACUUUCUUCGAAUAUAAGACCGGUUCCCAGUAUAUUGCUCAGAAGCGAAUUACCUCGAGUAACGCAGGAAUCGUGAACCAUUUGGUGCUUGCAGUACAGGAUCCCGCUCGACUCUCGCUUCGUAAACCACCUGAUAGGUAUGAUGACGCCUGGUUAUGGCACCUUCGUUCGGGUCACCUCGCACCAGACGCACUAGAACGAAUGGUGUCAAACGUGAGAGGAGUAAAGAUAAAAGGACCCACGCGUCUGGAAUGCGAAUACUGCGCGACAGCGCACGCGAAACAGUUAAUUUCGAGGCGAACCUCUGAACGGAAAGCAAUUCGACCGUACUAUAGGGUCUCAUGGGAUCUCUUCGACUACCCGACAAGCUUUGACAAGAACCGCUGGCUCUUAGUGAUCAAAGACGAAUAUACCGGUCGUCUUUUCGCGUUUCCGCGCGUAAGUAAAUCGCACACCUUCGUCUUCGACGCUCUCAGGCACUUCGAACGAUGGGUCGCUCGCCAACGAGGCGUCACCCUGUGCAAGCUGAGACAAGACGUAGAACGCGCGGUAAUUGCGAUAAACGGAAUGACUGAGUAUCAACUUUGGGCCCAGCAUAACGGGAUUGAAAUCGAAGAGACACCCCCCUACACCAAGGAACCCAAUGGCGGAGGCGAACGAGCGGGCCAGGAAUUAAUAACCCGAGCGAUAAAGAUGCUCAGCGCAGCGGGCCUGCCAACUACUCUCUGGGUGGAAGCAGUCAUGGCAGCCGCCUACCUGUACAAUAUGUCACCACGGAAGCGAAGAGCUUGGCUCUCACCAAUUCAAGUCGAAGAGAGCUGGUUCCGACAGUAUUUUCGCUGGUGGCAACCACAAUACAGCGCGAGCCUCGCCCGCGACCUUCGCCCCCACUGGGGCUGGACGUACGCGUAUGGGUGUAGGGCUUAUCCCCUGAAAAAGGACCGCGAAGCGGAUAGGAACAGACGUAACUUCAAGGUGGAACCGCGAGGACAUAUUGGAUAUCUGGUGGGCUACGUUAUGGACGCUCACAACCUAUACAGAGUCUGGAUACCCUCGCUUGAUCAAGUGAUUAUCACGCGAAACGUUACCUUUGACGAGACGAAGUUCUACUCGAAGGACGAUGCAAAAGCUAGUUUACAAGCGGAGGUGGCCGAGACAGUCUCCACGGAGAUCUCGGAACCUCCGGCUACGGCGAACCCAGGACUCCAAUUCCUCGGACUCGCAAAACCAAGCGAACUCGUAUUUUCACUUGAAGAGCAGCCCCUGCCACCUGCCUUCGCGCCGUCGACCGUAAUCUCAGAAGAGACAACGGUAAAACGCUCCGCGGUUAACAGCCGACGCGAAGAGGGCCUGCUCACCCCGGAACCGACCCCUGAGCCGGCCGCAGCGCCGGAGGGGACGGACGGGCAAACGACCGGCCAACAAAGCUCCGAAGCGAUGGACGCCGGCGUUCCCGACCCGGGGCACGAAGCCCUCUCUGAGGCGGUCGAAGACGUGAUAUACGUCAAGACCAACAACGAACCUCCACGAGAACCGGCCGUGGAGGCCGACUCGAGUAAUGAUCUCGGGGGUGACUCCCCAACUCACCCGGUGCGGCCACACUCGGAUAAUGGGAACGGGCGCGAACCCGAGAUAAAGACCAAGCGGGUGUACAACCGCAAGGACUACGGCCAACAACAGGGCAAACCGAGACGAUCACCUCGCUUCGCCCAACACUUCGCAUUCCUACAAACGGAACGUAAUUGGGAAACUUUCUUCCAUACCUAUAUGCCUGAUCAGCAGAAGGCUGUGGAGGAAGCGAACCAAGCCCACUAUACGCUCCAUUGCUUCGUCUUCGCGUCAAUACACCAAGCGAAGCACUCCAGAGCGGUCACUCCACAGCGAGUGAAAAUACACACAGAUGAGCUUAUAAAGCCCCCACGAACGUGGAAAAGUGUUGAAAAAAUGCCGACCCACCUCCGAAACCUGUUUUACGAAGCGGCCCAAGCCGAGAUAAGUAAAUUAGAGGAGAUGGACGCUUGGAAAAUCAUUGACGAACACGAAGCGUCUACGAAACCUAUUCCUCUAAAGUGGGUGUUCACUUACAAGCUUGAUCAAGACGGCUACCUCGACCGCUGCAAGGCACGAAUUUGCGUCCGCGGCGACCUCCAGGCGAAGCAUCCUCUCGAACAGACCUACGCAGCGACCCUCGCAGCAAGGACGUUUAGAGUAGCGAUGGCGCUCGCGGCGGAAUUCGACCUUGAAGUAGACCAAUUCGACGUAGUCAAUGCGUUUCUAAACGCAACAAGAGGACCGAACGACCCGCCUGUCGUCUGCUACCUACCAGACGGCUUCAAACAGAACGGGAAGUACGUCGAGCUCCGCCGUGCCUUAUACGGGCUACGAGACGCUCCCCUCCUUUGGUAUAAGGAGUUCUCAUCAACGCUGCGGCGCCUGGGACUCAAGCCUGCAAGCGAAGACCCCUGUCUCUUCACUUCAAACGACAAGAAAGUGAUGGUACUCUUCUACGUAGACGAUAUCCUCGUCUUAUACCAUAGGGACCACCGCGAAGCUGCUCAAAACGUUAUAAACGGGGUGAAAGCCGAGUAUGAACUCAAGGACCAAGGCCCUGUCGAGUGGUAUCUAGGCAUUCGCGUGAUACGUGACCGUGAGAAGCGAACAAUUAACCUCGCACACGACCAAUAUAUCGAACGCGUAGCGAAGAAAUUCAACCUUAUCGACUCGAUCGUGCCGCAUACACCAUUGCCAUUCGUCCCGCUCCAGAAGAACACCGCUGAAGCGACCCCUGACCAGGUAAAGCAAUACCAAGAGAAGGUCGGCUCAAUUCUGUACACUGCGAUCAUGAUUCGCCCCGACGUCGCCUUCGCUUGCGCUACACUCUCGAGGUUCCUAACGAACCCGUCUCUCGAACAUCAGAAGGCCGCGAACCAAGUCAUUAGAUAUCUUUAUCACACUCGCUACCUUUCGCUCUGCUUCGGUAGCUCGGGGGGUGCAGGUGCCCAAGUUCUCCUAAUUGCGGGCGACGCCUCGUUCGCAGACGACGAAGAGACGCGGCGUUCAUCUCAAGGGUACAUCAUCUCACUGUUCGGCGGUCCCAUUCAGUGGAAAGCCGCGAGACAGAAUACCGUUACCACUUCUACUACAGAAGCGGAACUCCUUAGCCUCGAAAACACUGCUAAGGAGACCAUCGCUCUCAAACGCUUAUUUCGGGAUAUUGAACUAGACCUCGGAGACGUAUGGAAGAUCCAUUGUGACAAUCGCCAAACGAUUCGCCUGGUAGUAGGCGACAAGGAACGCAUCUCAACGCGCCUUCGCCACGUUGAUAUACAGAACAUGUGGCUACGCCAAGAGUAUGCCAAGAAGACGUUCGACGUGGUAUAUAUGCCUACCGACGAGAUGCCAGCAGACGGUCUCACAAAAGCACUCUCCCGAGCGAAGUUCGAACACUUCAGGGCACUUCUAAACCUACAAGACAUUCGGGCACAAGUCACAAGAAGCGAAGAGAAACAGGAGCCUACGCAGGAACCAGCACCAUGUGAUGGCUUCAUCUCGGACGAAGAUGAGGAAGAUCCAGAGGCCGUGGAUCAAGCGCAACUGCCGCCCUUCGCCAGACUCCUUCAUAAGUUAGAGAAAGUUCAAUGGCUUGCUUCACGCCCGUCUUCUCUGAUUGUUCACAUGUUUAUCGACAACGUCCAUCUUACCGACCUGCUUCUGCUCGAACUGCAGUCGACCAUCGACAGCUUCUCCGACGGGGAGAAUGUCCUGGUAAUCGUCUCCACAGAGACACGUCCCGAUGACAAUCCAACAUAUUUGUUUAGCCGAUUCGCCUCUCGCCCGGCCAUAGUUUUCGCCUCAGUUUUUAAAUGUCCUAUGUCAGUUGUACCCGUACGCUCAGCCUCGCAAGUUGCCCUGAUCAAACAGGACGGCAAGAAUGAAUUGAAGUCCCGCAACAUUACCGCUCUUAAAAGAGCAAUUCGUCGCAAAAUCCAGCCGCAUCCGAGUCCCAUUCUGUUAUCCCCAUCGACAGAUUGGGAAUUUCUGGAAGGCUCACCCUCGGCUGAAUUACUCUCUCAAGUCUCCAUCAGUGAUUUCCAUGUCGAAGCAGUACUACGAAUGAUUGGGCAUUCCUUCGUCGAUGACACGAUAAAGAAGGCCGUGCUGUGCCUCGGCGUCGGGGACAAGGCUUUGCAAGCCUGGGACGAUCUCAAAGCCACACUCCCGCCUCAGCCUCGUCAUCCCCUCCCCGGUCGACCGCCUGGAGCCCCUGUUCGGCCGCUAGGCGGUAACCCUCAUCCAAGACCUCACAUGCCUCUCCCGCCUUUCCCAAAAUUUCAGUUGGACCCUCGUAACGAUAUAGAAUCCCCGGAAGUUGCCAAUGGAGAGGAUAAAUGGAAAGACUUCCCUCUAGCCACCCAGAGAGUCCUCCGUGAAAUCACUUCCGGACCGCAGGAUUUCUCCUGCAAACACUACUGGGAGCGGCAAUUCCUACAUCUCCUGGUUUCCCCCCCGAAAACCGAAGCAAGCUGGGCCGACAUCGCCAUCCAUCCAGAAGCCGAAAGGACCAUCAGGGACCUUGUACGCCAACACGUCGAUCCCAACAACUCCGCACCGUCCUACGGCAUUCUGCGACGCAAUCACAUCGGAGCCGCGUUACUCUACGGACCCCCUGGAACGGGGAAAACGCUACUGGGGCGCGUAUUGGCACGGGAGUCCGGCUCAACCGUCAUCUACCUCACCCCGGCGGACAUCAGAAGCCCCGCUAUGCCUGUUAGCGAUCCAUCCAAGCCCAUCCGCGCCCUCUUCAAUCUGGGAAAGAUGUUGGCGCCGAGCAUCAUCAUGCUUGACGAAGUCGAACUGCUCUUGGGGUCGCGACGCGCCGGCACGCCCUACCAGAUAAAGUCGUUGGCAUCCCAGCUGCUGUCUGAAAUGAACGGACUGUCCGGGUCCAAGAAGGCGCCGCUCGUGUUGUUUUCCACGCACUCGCCCGGUGAUCUGGACGCGGCGGUUCUCCGCCACGCCCCCAACCGCAUCCACCUGGGGCUCCCAUCCGCGGCUGUGAGAGAAAAGAUAUUUGACAUCGCCCUCCGGGACGAGAUCCUCCAGCCUGGGCUCAACUCCGAUCUCCUCGCGAGAGCAACACCUCGGUUCUCGGGCUCGGAUAUAGUCAACUUGUGCGUCCAAGCGGCUGGCUUGUGUACCACAUUUGUAGAGGAUGGUGAGGAGGACCAGGGUAAGAGGCUGCUAACUUGGACUUUGUUCCAGGAGGCAUUGAAGAAGAUCUGUCCCACCUGGACUAAAGAAUCACUCAAGGGGAUACAGGAGUUCGCAACCAAGCAUGACACUGCAGCAUUGGCGAGUAUUGAGGAUCUGGAUGCUGAGGAGCACUUGGAGGAGGACGAUGGAUUUGUAGAGGUGCCAGAGUUCUGA
Molecule: messenger RNA, 7158 nt
Organism: Colletotrichum truncatum
Lineage: Eukaryota; Fungi; Ascomycota; Sordariomycetes; Glomerellales; Glomerellaceae
Product: reverse transcriptase domain protein
Source: RefSeq, a predicted model, not a curated record